Drosophila busckii is the source of this 712-nucleotide messenger RNA. RefSeq names its product gametocyte-specific factor 1 homolog. Bases 56 to 616 code for a protein of 186 amino acids. The transcript has 3 exons. The record is from RefSeq and is a predicted model, not a curated record. Lineage: Eukaryota; Metazoa; Arthropoda; Insecta; Diptera; Drosophilidae.
GCUCCUAAUCCUUAGUUUAAACGCUUUAAGAGUUUUUUUUGUCGCGUUAUGAAUAAUGGUGGCGGGUAAGUUCUCGUUGGUCAAGCGUUCUUCGACUUUGCUAAAUUUAUUGACCAUAAUGUCUUCCAAAAAAGAUAUGAGUGACAAAUUUAAUGACCUGUCGGACUUGCCAAUUGCGUUUGAUUCAAGCAAGUAUAUUACUUGUCCGUACGAUAAAGUGCAUCGUCUCUUGCCACAACGUUUGGCAAAUCAUUUGACACGUUGUUCUCGGAAUCACCCAAGCUCUAAGCUUGUACGCUGUCCUUUCAACAGCACCCACUUGCUGAAGAAGAACGAAUUGAUUCCCCAUUUAAGCACAUGCGAGUCUAGCAGUGUCUACACCAACUUUCAAUUUCCAGAUAAAUUGCCGGAAUCAAGUACUGCCAGCGAGGACAUUGUUCCAUCUAAAGAGGAUUGGGAUGCUGAGCCUCCAGCUCCCACUUAUAAACCUAUAUCACAUCCCGAGGAUGACUUUAUUUUACGCAAUCUACAAGGUGCUCAACCAGCAGAGCGUCGCAUAUUUCGCGCGAUGGAGCGCAAACGCUUCAAUGAACAUAAAAAUAAAUUUUCAAAAUAACUUACAAGUUAUAUUAGCUUUUUUCGGGCGCUGAAGCGCUAACGCUCUAAUGAACAAAAGUAUAAAGUUAUAUUCAGUAUUUCAAUAAAAUGUAGA